CCUAGGGAGGGGGGGCGGUAAGGGGGAAAGAGAGCUGACUUGGGCACUUCAGGCGCAGGCGCAGUAGUUGCGAUAGAUAGCAUCGGAGAGCAGCCGCAAAGACAGCAGCAGCAUCGGCAUCAGCCAACAGGUCCCGGCCCAAAUCUGGAAGGUCCCUUUGAAGAGAUGGCCCUGGUGAAGGCCGGCUGGCUCUGGAGACAGAGCUCCAUCCUUCGACGUUGGAAGCGGAACUGGUUCACUCUGUGGCUGGACGGCACCUUGGGCUACUACAAGGAUGAUAGCCUGGAGGAGGAAGAGGACCGAGUGCUGAUCCGAUUCAAUUGCAGAGAGGUGAAGACUGGACAGGAGUGCCCAGAGGUCCAGCUGCCUGAAGGCCGGAACCGGGACUCUCUCCUGAUGGUUUACCUGAGGACGGCCCCCCGCCUGACACUGUGUGCUGAGACGAAGGAUGAGGCUUUAGCAUGGAAGUCCGCCCUCCUAGAAGCAAACUCCACCCCGGUACGCAUCUAUGACCCCUAUGACGACUAUUACCAGAUGGUGCCACCCAAUGCCCACGAUGCCACCUACAUCCGCACUGGCUACUAUGGGCCCCAGUAUGGAGCUCCAGGAGUGACCCACGUCAUCCUGCGUGACUCGCCAUACUACGGCAGAGAUACUGGGGGCGAGCUAGCAAUGGGCAUGUUGGCUGGAGCUGCCACAGGUGCAGCCCUGGGUUCCCUCAUGUGGAUGCCCUGCUGGUUCUGAGGCCAUAUACCCAGGAGCACCAGAAGAUUCUCCACAUGAUUGGACAGAGACCCUGACCCUGGCCCUGAUUAGAUGCCUGUCUGUCUGUGGCAAAAACUUCUCCUUGAUGGUCCUGUCCUGACCUCCCCAGAAUCCUAAGGACUGGGUUUUGCCCCCUCAGCCUUUGCUCUGUUCAAGCUCCGGCUUACGGUCUCUCUAAUGCCCGUGCCCUUCUGUGCCCGAACUACCAGAAUAGAUAUAAGGUGUCUUGGCCCUUACCUUGUCCCACAGUGAUACCCCACCCCCAAGCUGUGGCUAGAGGCCUGAGUGGUUCCUUCAUACAUCUCCAUCUGUCUCUGUCUCUCUCUC
This is a messenger RNA of Dromiciops gliroides (monito del monte), 1092 nucleotides long. RefSeq names its product pleckstrin homology domain containing B1 (gene PLEKHB1). Gene Ontology annotation, biological process: regulation of cell differentiation. NCBI's taxonomy places the organism in Eukaryota, Metazoa, Chordata, Mammalia, Microbiotheria, Microbiotheriidae. The record is from RefSeq and is a predicted model, not a curated record. Gene Ontology annotation, cellular component: membrane.